AUGGCUAUUCCUUUCAUCGGAAGGCUUCGCCCCCACGAGUAUCUAGCUCUCGUGGGAUCAUUUAUUCUCGUCGGUCUCGAGGCAGUCAUUCGAGUCUUGACUUUGGCUUUGCCCCCAUUUCUUGUUACGCUUUUCUAUAGAGCUUCAAGACGGCUCUUCAAUAGGUUUUCUGCGCCUGCGAGGCGACGAGCGGAGACGAUAUCCACCAAGGUACGAGACGCGCCUGACUUUGUUGAGUUGUGUCGCAUUUGGGGCUACGAAGCAGAGGAACAUAUCGUCCAAACCAAGGAUGGAUAUCUUUUAGGUCUUCAUCGUCUGCAGUGGAGAAAGGGCGAAGAAGGUCAGAAGGUCAAUUACGGCCCGACGAGUCUGAAAAAGAAGGUCAUCUACAUGCACCAUGGCCUUCUUAUGAACUCAGAGGUUUGGGUUGCUCUCACAGAUGAGCAGAGAUGUCUACCAUUCGAGCUGGUUGAGAGAGGUUACGACGUCUGGUUUGGAAAUAAUCGGGGUAACAAGUACUCCAAAAAGUCAAUCAAUCAGUCGCCCACCUCCAAUGCCUUCUGGGACUUUUCCAUCGAUGAAUUUGCCUUCCACGACAUUCCAGAUAGCAUUAGCUAUAUCCUUGACACGACCCAGCAGGAGAGUCUCUCGUACAUCGGCUUUUCGCAAGGUACAGCCCAGGCUUUCGCAAGCUUAGCCAUCCAUCCCAAGCUCAACAACCAGAUCAAUGUCUUCAUCGCUCUCGCGCCUGCUAUGGCGCCUGCCGGCUUAUCUAGUGGAAUUGUCGACGCGCUCGUAACAGCAUCGCCUUCUGUUUUGUUCCUCUUGUUUGGUCGUCGUUCCAUUCUCAGUUCCGCUACUAUGUGGGAGACCAUCUUGUACCCACCCAUCUUCAGCAAGCUCAUCGACAUGGGACUUUCAUUCUUGUUCAAUUGGCAAACCCUCAAUAUCUCCGCGAGUCAGAAAUUGGCUGCUUACCCACAUUUGUACUCUUUUACGAGCACCAAGAGUGUGGUUCACUGGUUCCAAAUCAUUCGAAACAAAUCCUUCCAGAUGUAUGACGAUGACGUUCACCAGCCAAUCAGUGUCACUUCAAGCAGCAAAUACUCUAAGGUUGCCAAGUACCCGACUCGAAACAUCAAAACACCAAUCGUUCUGGUUUACGGCGGCAGCGAUUCCCUGGUGGAUAUCAAGGUUAUGCUCAAGGAACUACCACCUCAAACUGUGGCAACUGAGAUUCCUCACUAUGAACAUCUUGACUUCCUCUGGGCCCGGGAUGUCGAUACCCAGGUUUUCCAGCACGUGUUCGAUGCGCUUGAUAGCUUCACCGAUGCCGAGCAUACAAAGGAGGAAUAUGAUCGUUACUUUGUCAGUCGGCAGGAGAGUCUUCUAGGAUCAGGUUAUGCGUUUGGGCAUUCUUACCAUGGCAGCGAGAGCGAGUCUUCGACACUUACACCAAGUCUUGAGGGAGCCAAUGGCGUCCAACUUACGCCCCAACCUCAGCCACACCGAGCACGAGAGCAGGCGUCUGGAAUUCCUUCUCCGAAGAACACGACGAGACACAGAGUGAAAUACUCCGGCGAAAUACCUGCAGGCGACCGACCAGCCACCCCUGAGCUUUUUAAGAGUGCUGCGGGAAGAGACUCACCUGAAAGUGGAUUGGAUUCCCCGGUGGCGGCCAGGGUAAAAGCUGGUGUCAAGCGCAGUGGGAGUGUCGGGAGCAAUAUCAGCCUGGAUAUGCGAGAGGGUCGUGGUAUCAGUGUCGGUGCGAGUAAGGCUGCUGGUGGCAUUGUGACGAAGAGCGGCGCUAGCGGAACUAACGUGGAGGAGAGUCCUAGAAGGGACAGCUCUGCAGAAAAGAAAAAGAAGUAG
Fusarium proliferatum ET1 is the source of this 1872-nucleotide messenger RNA. RefSeq lists its product as uncharacterized. The record is from RefSeq and is a predicted model, not a curated record. Bases 1 to 1872 code for a protein of 623 amino acids. The transcript is spliced from 5 exons. Lineage: Eukaryota; Fungi; Ascomycota; Sordariomycetes; Hypocreales; Nectriaceae.